Archocentrus centrarchus (flier cichlid) is the source of this 957-nucleotide messenger RNA. RefSeq names its product 3-ketoacyl-CoA thiolase, mitochondrial-like. Lineage: Eukaryota; Metazoa; Chordata; Actinopteri; Cichliformes; Cichlidae. The transcript is spliced from 8 exons. The coding region runs from base 31 to 957 and encodes 308 amino acids. Gene Ontology annotation, cellular component: mitochondrion. Gene Ontology annotation, molecular function: acetyl-CoA C-acetyltransferase activity. Gene Ontology annotation, biological process: fatty acid beta-oxidation. The record is from RefSeq and is a predicted model, not a curated record.
CGGUCAACGCUGGACUGUUGAAUUUGCAUUAUGGCACUUCUCAGAGGUGUAUUUAUUGUAGCUGCCAAGCGCAUUCCAUUUGGUUCCUACGGUGGAGCACUGAAGGAGCACAGUGUAAUAGACUUGGCUGUGUAUGCAGCCAAAUCUGCCCUCGCUGCAGGGGGUGUGGCCCCAGAGCUUGUAAACAGUGUCAUCGUGGGAAAUGUCAUUCAGAGCUUAGCCGAGAUGCCUUACAUCGCUCGUCACGUGAGUCUGAGGUGCGGUGUACCAAUCCCAGUGCCUUCUUUCACUGUGAACAGACUGUGUGGCUCUGGUUUUCAGUCCAUCAUCAGUGGUGCUCAGGAGAUUUCCCUCAGGGAGUCAGAGGUGGUCCUGUGUGCAGGUUCAGAGAAUAUGAGCCAGGCUCCCUAUAGUCUUCGCAACAUGCGAUUUGGUGCAACAUUUGGAGUUGAUCUAGAGCUAGAGGAUGCUGUGUGGGCUGCGCUGACUGACCUGCAUAUCAAAGCCCCAAUGGGCAUCACAGCAGAAAAUCUGGCAGAGAAAUACGAGAUCACCCGAGAAGACUGUGACAACUAUGCAUACCAGACUCAACAAAAGUGGAAGGCAGCUCAUGAGGGUGGUUACUACACAGCAGAAAUUGCUCCUAUUGAGGUGAAAACUAAGAAAGGCAAAGAGCUCAUGACUCAUGAUGAGCAUCCUCGGCCUGAAACCACACUGGAACAAAUGGCCAAAACUACCUCCUGUCUUCAAAAGGAAGGGACCGUUACUGCUGCUAACGCCUCUGGUAUAUCUGAUGGUGCUGCUGCUUUGGUGAUUUCAAGUGAGGAUGCUCUGAAGGAACACAAGCUCACUCCCCUGGCCAGAAUCGUGGCCUAUCAUGUGACAGGUUGUGACCCAAGCAUCAUGGGAAUAGGUCCUGUCCUAGCAGUCACAGAGCUCUUAAAAAAGCCGGUUUGA